UCGAGUGUGUUUAAUGUUUUCCCAAAGAAGGUGUGUGAUUCCUGCGAAUCGCCUGAACACAUUGCAGUAAUCGACAAACCAGGCUAAACAACCGCGUAAGAGUUUUAUGAUAAACGUGUAGCUACACGGUGGAAAUGCACUUUUUCUCAAUCUCUCUAACAGAUGUGAUGGCAUGGUUAAUCUUGCUAACUCACUCUUUGAAGGAAACAAUCAACUUAUUGCAGAUAGUAUCAAUAAGUUUUUUUUAAAAUUCUAUUACGAAAUAUUACCGGCCUAUUAAUUGUUUUUAACCUGUAAAUGCACCUUUACCAGACCAUCAAAUAAUCCAGUAGAUGCAGUUAAGCAGGCUCUCCAGAAUUAAACGCAACAAAGCACCAGGGCCAGAUCAAAUUCCAAAUUGGAUCCUCAAAGAGAAAUCAUUAGCUAGACCAUGGCUAGGCCUGUGUGUGCUAUCAUUAAUUCCAGCCUGCGGGAAGGUAUUGUUACCCAAAGUGUAUUGAAACUGAUUUACAACAAUAUGAAAUAAAUGUUAAGAAAAGUAAGGAAUUUACAUUCGUUAUCUGGUUAAUGAGCUUUCCUUAAAGAGAUUUCAUUUUAUUUUGCUGCACAUAGUGAUAACCAUCGGCACACAUGCAAUAUUAUGAAUUUGUGGAGAUGUGUUCAUUUCCGAAAAAUGCUUGCUUGCUUGCGGGUUUACGGGAGGUGGUCCCGAUUUCCAGGACGUCGUCCCGAUUUCCGGGACACUCCGAGAGUUCAGGGUGACUUGGGACAACUGACGUUUGACAUGUUUGGCCUAGGUAAACUGCUCGGGGCAGAUAUUGCAUGUAACACCAUAAUAUGGGGUUGGAUAAAAAAUGUACAGCUGUAAGUGCCUGUAAUUUUGACAGAGUGAUAGUUCCUAUGAGUAUGUCACUAGAGUCAACGAGUCUAUAGAGUUCGCAAGUUUUAGCAUUGCAUGGAAUUAUCAUUAUUGUUGAAUUUGCUUCUGAUUAUCUGUUUUUCAGAUUGGGUGAUUGUUGUUUAUAACGAUACCACCAAAUCUAAAAGAUACAACCCGUAUUUGCUCCAAUCAUCCAAUACUGUCGAUAGAGACAAACAUCUUUCAGACCUCGCUCCUACAUUAACCAGCCUCAAAUACAACCGUAACAUCAGAGAGACAAAUGGAAAAGCCAACAGUAUCCCUAGCAAAGACUUGCUUACCUUCAAAAUUAAGACGCCUACUGACCGCAUACCUUUCACUAACUUAUUAUCCUGUACUCAAACCUAUAAAACAGAUAAUUGUCAACCUACAACCAUUACUGCAAGAUGAUCUUUUACAGGAUAAGCCUAUAUUUACAGAUAUUUAAACAUCUUAUCCUUCAUAAACAACCAUCCAAUUAAAAAAACAAAACAAAAAACAGUAAGAAUUGUAUGUCUGGUGGUCCGAAAAUACGUCAGAAUUCCUGCUGUCAUAACGAUUCCUAUAAAAACGUUACGAUGAAUGAUACCAUUGAAAAUUCAGACUACACUGUUUUCUGGAAAAAUUGCAAAUUUUAUACUGACUUCGACAAAGUUAUAAUUACUAUUAUUAUGCCAAUUAUUGUCACCAUAGGCAUCAUUGGAAACAUAAUGACAAUUAUCGUGAUAGCCAGUAAAAAGUGCAUGCACACACCUGUUAACGUUUACUUUGCAAAUUUGGCGAUAGCUGACACGUUAUACCUAAUAGUGGGGCCUGAUUUGAUCUGGAACUCUUAUCGUAAUAGUCCGAUACAUAAUUGGAAUGACAUUGGGGAAGAGAUGAAUUGGUUUUGUCCGCUACAAAAAUUCAUCACUGAAACAGCGUUAACAGUGGCACUCUUCACCGUCUUUUGGCUGUCCGUUGAACGUUGCAUGGCAGUCUGCAGACCUCUUAAGUUCCAACGAAGUGGAUUUCGGUACUGCUCAAGAUCUUUAAAAAUUUGUAGCAUUUUCUGGAUCUUAGGUAUGUCAUGGAAGGCGCAGUAUCUUGCAUUGUUACGUGCUCUGCCUGCUCAAAUUCCUUGGCCGCCUUCUGUUGAGGGCCGUUUUCCAAAAAUGCUUACGGCUUGUGUCAUUCGAGAUGAAAACAUUAAACUCUACCGUAUUCUGUUUUGGGUGGACCAAGUUCUCAUUUUUUUAAUACUCGUUGCCUUAGUGGUUCUAUAUACAGCGAUGCUGAUCUCAUUGCGAAAGUCACGUAAUAGCAAAUUCAUUUUAACCAGGACGGUAUAUAGGCCUAAAUCUAAACCAGAAAUGAAAGUUUUUCUGACAGCAUUUGUGACUGUCACUGUUUAUGUUUUGUGUAUGACACCAUUUAAGGUAUUUACAUUUCUGUACAUAAACGAUCUUACGAGAUACUUUUCAAUGGUAAAUAUCUUAACUCGUCUUAUGUGCUAUAUCAAUUCAGCUGUGAAUCCUUUCAUAUAUAAUGCAAUGAAUAGCACGUUCAGGCGAGCUUUUGGUGACGUAUUCUGCAGCAAAAAUAACACUAAAAACAGAACACAUCCACUAGCAAGUAAAAACACAACUACAAAGUUCAAAGAAUCACCAGCACCACACAAACAAAAAGUGUGUUUGAACGAUUAUAGAGAUGCAGAUUCUUUAAUAUUUUAAAACUAGGGGAACAAUGUGGAAAAAUUAUGGUUACGACCCCUUUUCCCCAGUUCUGAAAUAUUACAAAAUCUCUAUUCCGAGCUUUUCGUCAAAUAUUUUGUGUUUAAAAAAAAAUAGUUCUACAACAUAUCAUUUUCCCAUUAGAGUGUAGGUCAAAUUUUAAAAUGGAAAAUUAUGGAAUCGAUUGAGUGUCAACUUUGCCAAGUUACUGACGACCAUGAACACGUUUGUCUCAUGUGUUUUGGGAAGCAUUUUUCAAUCAAACGGAACUUGAAAGGUAUUCUUAUAGUGUAGAUUGAACUUUCAAAGUUCUAAAGAGAUUUUGAAAAUGAUCAUUGCUGGGUAUAGAGUUGGUGGCAAAAGCUCAAAUCUAAUAAAAUAUCUUGUAAUUGUUAGCUUUCUUAUGUAGGCCUAUUUAUAUGUUUCGAAUCAAAUAUUAUGCUGUUAAUACAAAGCCAAGUCUGUUUGAAAUUGAACUGAAGAGUCAAAUAAGUUAAUGGACUUCAUUGAAUAAAAAGAAAUAAUUUAUGGUGUAAGAUUAUUAAAACAGUACAUGUAUCAUUAUUUAUUUUGUUAACUUGUAAGUGGAAGAAUCUUUAAUAAAUGUGGCUUUACC
Anneissia japonica is the source of this 3226-nucleotide messenger RNA. Its product is annotated as neuromedin-U receptor 2-like. Gene Ontology annotation, molecular function: G protein-coupled receptor activity. Gene Ontology annotation, biological process: G protein-coupled receptor signaling pathway. Gene Ontology annotation, cellular component: plasma membrane. The record is from RefSeq and is a predicted model, not a curated record. Bases 1411 to 2610 code for a protein of 399 amino acids. The transcript has 2 exons. Lineage: Eukaryota; Metazoa; Echinodermata; Crinoidea; Comatulida; Comatulidae.